Archocentrus centrarchus (flier cichlid) is the source of this 2292-nucleotide messenger RNA. RefSeq names its product bladder cancer associated protein (gene blcap). NCBI's taxonomy places the organism in Eukaryota, Metazoa, Chordata, Actinopteri, Cichliformes, Cichlidae. The record is from RefSeq and is a predicted model, not a curated record.
CUAAACCUCAUCUUCUGUCUCAGCACGGGUCCUUUAAGCUAAUGCUAAUACUUAUUAGCUACGUACGCAGUUGGUCGCUGUAACGGAGAUGGUACGGUGGUUUAUCUCUGCUGAGAAUGAACUCAAAGGAUGUCAGGGAUGACUUGACAGUAAUAACAUCUGCCUGCUUUGACGUCUUUCUGCAUCACCCCAGCUCUGUCGGAUAGAGCGACUUCAAACUAUCACAGCCCCUUCCUUCAAAGGCCGAAACAGAAAACAUUUUCCGCCUCCUUCCAUAAACCAAGAAAGACGAUGUAUUGCCUUCAGUGGCUGCUCCCUGUGCUGCUCAUCCCCAAGCCGCUGAACCCAGCUCUGUGGUUCAACCACUCCAUGUUCAUGGGUUUUUACCUGCUCAGCUUCCUGCUGGAGAAACCCUGCACCAUCUGUGCCUUGGUCUUUCUGGCUGCCCUCUUCCUCAUCUGCUACAGUUGCUGGGGCAACUGCGUCCUUUACCACUGCCAGGAUGCUACACUGCCGGAUGCUGCCCACGACCCAGCCAUUGUUGGGACCUAGGAGAGGAGCAGCACGAGCACCACCAGCAGCAGGAGGAGGAGAAGAGAACUUUUGGAGAGCAGGGAGAGGGGUGUAAGGCAUUGCUGAGGUAUUACUGUAGAAAGAUACUGCCAUGCUGAGAGUGGUGAAGAUUGCUCGGGGGGAUUACCAAGAGUGCUCAUCCAAAGACAAACUGAAGAAGAGCUGGUCUUGGAGGGCUAUGGGUGCUGCGUUUUGUUUUGUUUUUCUCUUCAUGCUGUAAAGAAUAAAUCGAGGAGUGGAAGGCUGUGUCAGGGGUCACGUUAGGUGUGCUCUUAUCUAACAGGCAGCGAAGGAGAGGCAUCCAAACUUGAAAAGGGAAGGACAUGUAUGAGCAUGACUCGAUGCUGAGGGAAGAAGAAUUUCACUUAUACAGUAUAAACUACAUGUGACAUCAGCUUAAAGUCACAGGUGUGGGUGCUUUGCAUUAUGCUAAUGUGUCUCUAUCUUGUGUCUUAGCUGCUCCCACAUGGAUGAUGGGGGUGAAAGAGACACCUGAAGCAUCCCCUUGAGUUUUUUAUAAUGGGAUGGAAGCUCAUCCAUGAUGGCAGGGGAGGACCAGUUUUUGGAUCAAGUUAAAAGAGAGGAUGCAAGGAAGUUCAAGUUAGCAUAAUGAAAAUCACUCUCUGUUUCAGUGUUCUGGUUCUUGUUUACUUCUACGAGAGUUCAUGUUUUCCCCCCAAACCUGUUGGCUCAUCUUUUUAGACUGAAAAUAUUUUGCUCCUCAAAACUGCCAAAAAUAACUUAACCCCUCUGAAAACAGCUCCGGCAGCCACGAUCACUCGCUUGAGAAACUUUGACCGCCCGGUGGUGUUAGCAUCAUGCCUUUGGCAGUCCCAGAUGACCAAACUCUGUCGCCACUUUGGCUCUGCACACGUAACGCUCAACAAGGCGAGCACACUGACUCUGGACAAUCAGUAACUACGCUGUGAACACCCCCCCUCCCGCCCUGCCCCGCUGCCGCUACACAAACGCACCUCAAAAAGGUGAACUAAUGCUGAGGACCCACCCUGUUAUGACCCGGAGCUGGCCCCUUCCUCAUCUCCUCAUCGUCCUGCCUCAGUGUGACCUUCCCUACUGUCAUCUGAUCUUUUUCUUUUUCAUUUGCAGAUUAAUUUUUCAUUUGCAUGAGUUCCUGUUAGUUUUUUUUUCUUCUUUUGUUCCCAAGCAUUAAGAUGACACAUUUUUAAUGAGUUAAAACAAAAUGCUGAAAGUUUCCAAAGGGUAGAAAAAUGUGGAUGUUUGGGUGAAUGAAAGACUUGUGUAAUGUGCGACAGGUGUGUGUUCUUUGUGAUCAUAACAUGAUAAGAAAAUGUUGCGAUACACUCGGAAACACAAAGGCUGUGGUCAGCAUUUCCAGCCACAAUAAGCAAUACAGAGUGCUGGCUGAAGAAGUGGUUUGAGCUUUUCACAGGUGACUGGAGUUUCCACAGGUGUCAGUGCUGUAAGUGUUAUGUUUAGCUGUCACACACAGGCUAAGGUGUUUGUACUCUGUACCUGUUGGCACGUUUGAGAGAGUGUGUGUGUGUGUGUGUGUGUGUGUGUGUGUGUGUGUGUGUGUGUGUGUGUGUGUCCUCCUGUCGCAGUGCUCAGUAUGCUCACUGCUACAUGAUUGCUUUGGUUUUAAUUUAAAUAAAAUUUUCCUCCUAAUGUGUUAAACUGUGUGGGGUUCAGUGUCAAGCAUAAAAAGGUAUUUUUGAUUAAAAAAAUAUAUCAGUAAGA